This is a messenger RNA of Ambispora leptoticha, 474 nucleotides long. The record is from the annotation of a GenBank genome assembly. Lineage: Eukaryota; Fungi; Glomeromycota; Glomeromycetes; Archaeosporales; Ambisporaceae.
AUGAGCACCGCUAUCAAAAGGAAGGACAUGGAAGAAAAUAAGAAAAUUAAAGAAAAAAACAAGAAUAUCAUUAAGAGACCAAAAAAGAUAAUAAAAAGAGCACCACAACGACCUGCAACAAUGCCCUUUGACAUAUACAUUUCGUACGGGAAACCAAAUUUCAUUGGACAGUUGGAACGUGCUAAAAAACUUCUACUUCAGGAGAGGUAUCCAAAAAUCAUAGUACACGCUCUCGGUCCCGCGAUUCCAAAGGCAAUAAACCUUGUGAUGCAAUUAAAUGAAAUAACGCACAAUCAGAUAGAAUAUAAAGCAACUACGAAUACGGUGUCAUUGUUUGAUGAUAUUGAACCGGAGGAUGAAGAGCAAGACUAUGAAAUACAAAAAAGAUAUAAUUCCGCCGUGCACAUACAAGUCUCAUUAAAGAAGGGUGUAUUGGAAGGAGGAUCAUCAGCUGCAAAGAUCACGAAAUCCUGA